CCGCGAGAGUUUAUGAGGUAUCGCGAGAUUUUAAGGCUAAACACUGGUGUCCAUCACUGUUGCUGUUUUCUGUAAAUAUCUUCUAAAAUGUUGGUUUUACUCGACUGCCUGUGAAUAAAUGUUCGGACAAAAACGUCUUUUAUCUUUGUUGGGGAGGACGAACAGGAACAUGGAGUCUGGUGAAGGUCUCAGCGCUCACACGCCCACUGAAGACAUGAACGGAACCGGGACCUUGAUGGACCUCCUGGACGAACCGUUCCCUGAUGUGGGCACGUACGAGGACUUCCACACCAUCGACUGGCUGAGAGAGAAGUCCAGAGACACGGACCGGCACAGGAAGAUCACCAGUAAGAGUAAAGAGUCCAUCUGGGAGCUGAUCAAGUCCCUGCUGGACGCCUGGUCUGGAUGGGUGGUGAUGUUGUUCAUUGGCCUCCUCUCUGGUACUCUGGCCGGAGUGAUCGACUUGGCGGUGGACUGGAUGACGGACCUGAAGGAAGGAGUGUGCCUGUCGGCCUUCUGGUACAGCCACGAGCAGUGCUGCUGGACGUCCAACGAGACCACGUUUGACGACCGGGACAAGUGUCCUCAGUGGCAGAAAUGGGCGGAGCUUAUGACGGGCCACACAGAGGGGGCGGGAGCAUAUGUGUUGAACUACUUCCUGUACGUCCUGUGGGCCCUGCUCUUCUCCUUCCUGGCCGUGUCUCUGGUGCGAGUCUUCGCCCCGUACGCCUGCGGGUCGGGGAUACCAGAGAUCAAGACCAUCCUGAGCGGCUUCAUCAUCCGGGGCUACCUGGGGAAAUGGACCCUGCUAAUAAAGACCGUGACCCUGGUUCUGGCCGUGUCGUCGGGCCUCAGUCUGGGGAAGGAGGGUCCUCUGGUCCACGUGGCCUGUUGCUGUGGAAACCUCUUCUGCAGCCUCUUCUCCAAGUACAGCAAGAACGAGGGCAAGAGGCGGGAGGUGCUGUCGGCGGCGGCGGCAGCCGGCGUCUCUGUGGCGUUUGGAGCGCCCAUCGGGGGAGUCCUGUUCAGCCUGGAGGAGGUCAGCUACUACUUCCCUUUGAAGACCCUGUGGCGGUCCUUUUUCGCCGCRCUGGUCGCCGCCUUCACGCUGCGCUCCAUCAACCCGUUCGGCAACAGCCGCCUGGUUCUGUUCUACGUGGAGUACCACACRCCCUGGUACAUGGCCGAGCUGGUCCCCUUCAUCCUUCUGGGCGUGUUCGGCGGACUCUGGGGGACCCUGUUCAUCCGGGCCAACAUCGCCUGGUGCCGGCGCAGGAAGACCACCCAGCUGGGGAAGUAYCCGGUCCUGGAGGUCAUCGUGGUGACAGGGAUCACAGCGGUCCUGGCCUUCCCCAACCCGUACACCCGGCGCAGCACCAGCGAGCUCAUCUCGGAGCUCUUCAACGACUGCGGCGCCCUGGAGUCCUCGCAGCUCUGCGACUACGUCAACAACCCCAACAUGAGCCGGCCYGUGGACGACAUCCCUGACCGCCCAGCCGGACCCGGGGUCUACAGCGCCAUGUGGCAGCUCGCGCUCGCCCUCAUCUUCAAGAUCGUCAUCACCAUCUUUACCUUCGGCAUGAAGAUCCCCUCGGGUCUCUUCAUCCCCAGCAUGGCGGUGGGUGCCAUCGCCGGCCGGAUCGUGGGCAUCGCCGUGGAGCAGAUGGCGUAUCACCACCAYGACUGGAUCAUCUUCAAGAACUGGUGCAGGCCCGGCGCCGACUGUGUCACACCGGGACUCUACGCCAUGGUGGGCGCCGCCGCCUGCCUGGGGGGCGUGACCCGUAUGACGGUCUCUCUGGUGGUCAUCAUGUUUGAGCUCACCGGUGGUUUGGAGUACAUCGUCCCCCUCAUGGCCGCCGCCGUCACCAGCAAGUGGGUGGCGGACGCCUUCGGCAAGGAGGGCAUCUACGAGUCGCACAUCCAGCUGAACGGGUACCCGUACCUGGACGUGCGGGACGAGUUCACCCACCGCACCCUGGCCACGGACGUGAUGAGGCCGCGCCGGAACGACCCCCCUCUGGCCGUCCUCACACAGGACAGCACCACGGUGGAGGACGUGGAGACRCUCAUCAAAGACACGGACUACAACGGCUUUCCCGUGGUCGUGUCCCGCGAGUCGGAGCGGCUGAUCGGCUUCGUUCAGCGCCGAGACCUCACGCUCGCCAUCAAAAACGCCCGUCAGAAGCAGGACGGCGUGGUGAGCAGCUCCGUGGUCUACUUCACAGAGGAUGCUCCGCAGCUGCCGGCCAGCAACCCCCAGCCUCUGAAGCUUCGCCGCAUCCUGAACCUCAGCCCCUUCACCGUCACAGACCACACCCCCAUGGAGACCGUGGUGGACAUCUUCCGCAAGCUGGGCCUCCGCCAGUGCCUGGUCACCAGGAGCGGGCGGCUGCUGGGCAUCAUCACUAAGAAGGACGUCCUGCGGCACAUGGCCCAGAUGAUGAACCAGGAUCCAGAGUCCAUCAUGUUUAACUGACUGACUGUAAAUACACCUGCUUCUUUAGCUCCGCCCACCUCCCCUCACCUGUACUGACCUCACCUGUCUCAAGUAUUUAUUGCAGCUCAUUGAAACAAAUUAAAAACAGUAAAAAAAAAAAAAAAACUCGAUGCUGAUGGAAGGUCACAGAGACCCUGAACAAACUUGAAGGUCUGUAAUACAAACCAACACUAAUUAAAGUUUAUUAUUGUUAUUUUAUUUAAUUAAAACUGUUUCAGGUUCGUUUGUCAAACAGGUAAGUUUGUUUUUAAUUUAAGUGAAGAACUGAAGCAUCUGUGAAGGUUUCAGAACCAGGACCAGUUUCACCAGAGAGGAAGCUCGGAAUGUACGGAAUAUCACUUUAAUCUGCAUUAAAUUCCAUUAAUCUGAGGAUUAAAAACUGAAAUAAACAAGUUUUUAAACAUCUGACAGAAGUUAGAAUAAACCCCAAUUUAAAAAUUUAGGUUUAAUUCAUUUUUAAUUAAUUUAUCAAAUAUUUAAAAUGAAUUAAAAAUAGUUUCUGUUAAAACCAUUUUUUAAGCUGCUGCCAUAUUUCUCUGAUCUCUGCCAAGUGUACUAUUUUUUUUUAAGUUUGUUUUUAUUCGUGCAUCUAAGGAAAAUCUGCAGGUUUGUUUGUUUUCAGAGGAUUUAUUGUGUGCUAAAAUGUAAAAAUGUGAAUUCAGACAGUUAAACGGUCAGAAAAAUGAGUUUGCACUGCUUUUCCUCCUCGUUGCAACACUAAAACUGUUUAUUUUCUGUAAAAAGAUAAACAAAAACUGAAUGUGUUAUCGUUACAUGUAAUUUCUGAUUUUAAUCAUAAACAGACCAUCUGUAGCAAACUGAUUUAUUGUUUUUUUUUUAUUUUUAUUAUUUAUUUAGUCCGAACUGAUAGUGUUGUUGAAUCAUUGCACUUUUUGUUCCCGGUUUGUAAAAGUUGGAGAAAUAAACUUUUAAAGUUGA
This is a messenger RNA of Austrofundulus limnaeus, 3439 nucleotides long. RefSeq names its product chloride channel, voltage-sensitive 4 (gene clcn4). The record is from RefSeq and is a predicted model, not a curated record. Gene Ontology annotation, molecular function: voltage-gated chloride channel activity. Gene Ontology annotation, biological process: chloride transport; transmembrane transport. The transcript has 12 exons. The coding region runs from base 119 to 2479 and encodes 786 amino acids. NCBI's taxonomy places the organism in Eukaryota, Metazoa, Chordata, Actinopteri, Cyprinodontiformes, Rivulidae. Gene Ontology annotation, cellular component: Golgi apparatus; plasma membrane; synaptic vesicle.